Effrenium voratum is the source of this 1158-nucleotide messenger RNA. The record is from the annotation of a GenBank genome assembly. NCBI's taxonomy places the organism in Eukaryota, Dinophyceae, Suessiales, Symbiodiniaceae.
GCGCCGACCAAUACCCCGCCACGUCGCUCGGCAACCUUGCGCCUAGCGACAUUAGCGAUGGCGCUCUUUGCACUCGGCUGAGAUGCAGGUGCCUCUCGUGCCUCUCGUGCCUGUCUUCUGGCUCUUGGCGACUGUUGCAGAUGGCAAGGGCGGAGGCGGCUCCGGGAGCAGCGGAGGCGGCAGCUUUGCGGGCAGGACCGGCAUGGUGGGCCCCGCCACGUACGCCACGCCGGGCGCCUUCGCGGCGGUGGUGCUGGUCUCCUCCGGGGCGCGGCGGCGCUACGGCAGAGGCUACAACGCGACGACCCCCGAAGCCUGCACCAUGGCCACCCAGGAGCAGAUUCAAGACGCUUGCGGCAACCUGAUGUCUCAGGAAGAGCAGUGCUGGGACUGUGUGGCAUGCGAGACCGAAGACUGCGUGGGCAGCAUCGGCCGAUGCGACGAGUUCCUGGCAGAGAUGUUUCCGCAGUGCGAGGAGCCGCUGGAUGUGCUGGGACUGGCGGUCCAAUACGCCGUCUUUGCAGCGCUGGCGGGGUGCGUGAUUUACAUUUGCUACCGCGGCUGGAAGCAAUGCGACUGCUCGAAAGGCGGUUGCGACGACAGCUUCCUGUCCCACCGCCAGCAGCGGCUGGAGUCCCCCAGCAACCGCGGGGAGCUUCCGGCUUCGCUGGCCUUGAAGGGAUGGGCGGAAGCGGAGGACGAAGGCAGUGUGCCCUGCACCUACGACCUGACGGUGGAUGAUGAGGGCAAACUGAGCGGUUCCAGGAUGCGGGCGAACGCAUCGUCUUUCGUCACGGGCUAUGUGAACAUGUUCUCCCAAGUGACUGGGGACAUACGCUGGCACGAGCGCGGCGACACGGAGAUGGAAGUGAGCGGCAUCAUCCACAUCAAUGAUCAGGGGGUGUCGGUGGCUGCCACCUGGGUGCGGGAAGACCAGGUUGGGGGGGAGCUGCAGCUGCACUGCGGCGUGACCGUGGUGGGCCAGGCGGUGGGAGCAGCCGACAUCCCUCAGGCAGUUGUCCUGGGAACGGUCGUGCGCGACGUGGAGCUGAGCCCCGACCUCCGCACGCGUGCCUGACAUUGGAAUGUGGGGUCAGCCCGCCGGAUAGACGUAUGAGGCUAGAUACACAUCUUUAUUAGGGUGAACAGCAUUGACCA